Messenger RNA from Entelurus aequoreus (snake pipefish), 696 nucleotides. It is a transcript of the gene olig1, whose product is annotated as oligodendrocyte transcription factor 1. Lineage: Eukaryota; Metazoa; Chordata; Actinopteri; Syngnathiformes; Syngnathidae. The record is from RefSeq and is a predicted model, not a curated record. Gene Ontology annotation, molecular function: protein dimerization activity. The transcript has a single exon. The coding region runs from base 1 to 696 and encodes 231 amino acids.
AUGAACGUUCUGUCCAACCAGAUGCUCAGAAGCUCCCAGGAGUCUCUCUGCGGGGCUGACUCCGUGCAGGACCUGGCCCGUUACCCCCGUGCUUUGGCCUCCCGCCUGACCCACCAGGGGGGGCCGCGCUCCUCCAAAGCCCCCCCAAGAGAGCUGUGCCCACAGGAGCAGCAGGAGCUGAGGAGGAAGAUCAACAGUCGGGAGAGGAAGAGGAUGCAGGACCUGAACGUGGCCAUGGACGCCCUGAGGGAGGUGAUGGUGCCGUACGCCACCUCCCCCUCCUCAUCCCCAUGCGCGCCCGCCCACCAGCCGGGCGCCCCUCCCGGUCGCAGGCUCUCCAAGAUCUCCACGCUGGUCCUAGCCCGGAAUUACAUCCUGCUGCUGGGCUCGUCCUUGCAUGAGAUGAGGCGGAUGCUGGGCGAGCUGAGCGCGGGGGCGGGGCCGGCCCUGGCCCCCCGGCUGCUGCUGACGGGAGGCUGGCCCCUCGUCUCGGGCCCCGGUCAGCUCCUCCUCGCCCGGGAGUCCUUCCCCGCCUCAUCUGCCAUCAAGUGUCCCCUGCUCUCUUCCAUGGAGGCCCCGCCGGCCCCGGUGCAGUGGGCGUCUGGGCUUCCCUCGGGGGUGCCCCUGUGCCCGUGCAGCGUGUGCAGAAUGCCCAGGUUCAGACCACACGGCCCCCCUCCGAGAUUCCCAAAGUGA